GUCCAGUCUUUGGUUGUCGGAACCGGUACUGAAGGAAAAAGACAAUUAUGGAACCUGCUUCCGAAUUACAGUCGUCUUCGUCGUCCUCUUUCUUACCAAAAUCUCGGGCAGAAGAGACAUUUGCGAAUGCUGAAGCGGACGCAAUCGAACGCUGGUUGACGUCUCCAGCAAAAACGACGACAACAUCUACGGGCACCCCAUCGCAUGCAACUAGGCUACCGAAGACGACCAUCACAGAUAUAGCUAUCCGGAGAAGAAGGCAACUACAGGACGAGAAAUAUCAGCAGCAGCAAUCGCUACCAACUUCACCGCAGCACGAGGAACAACAGGACGACAAAGCAGGAAAUGCGACAAGUGUUUCUCCACGUUCCUCUCUACGCCGCAGCAAGUUACUACGGAAGCAGCGGGAACGACAGAGGCAAUCACUUCAACGGAAUCUCCCUGCUGCUACUGUGGAGAAGACCGGAAAAAACAAACCACCAGCGUAUUGCCACCAAACAGCAGUCAUGGCAAUGAGAGCGAUGGACAAUGUCAGCCAUAAACAUUAUCAAUCUCAUUCUCAUUUUGCUGCGAAAGACCCCGUCACAGACGAUACUUGUGACGGAAAGGAAACGAAAAACAGCACGAACAUAGCAAGGGUUGAAGAUAAUGCGUUUUCCUUCGAGGAUACCCAUGAUGUUACGACUGCUACUUCUUUAGAGAGUAAUGACGAAUACCUCCAAGACGACAAUUUCCGCAAAGAAAGCUACAGUCGAUCGUUUUGUGAUUCUAGCAAUGUAAACAGCAAUCCAAAAGUUUCAAAUUUUCUCCCCAAUACAACUGCGAAGAAAAUAUCCCCAACGAAGACAACUCUAUCCGUCGCGACAACCGAGGCGAGCGACCAAAAGAAACACCCGACCGUUCAACAUUCAACGAGUGGCGUUAUUAUUGCCUCUCCAGGGAUCGAAGCCAUUCGACGCCGCCGCCAACAGCGACUGCAGCAACAAGCUGAGUUAGAAAGAGAAAUGCGAGAACUAGAACGUGAAGAACAGGGACUUAUAAUGGCCAUAAGAAGGGCAGAGGGAGCAUCGACAGCGGCGGUCCCACAUGACGAGGUUGAUAAAAAUCACAGAAAGGGCAGUGCCACCCCAUAUUCGUUCCCAGAAGCAAAACAAUCAUUCGACACGACUCCCGCACUUUCACCUCUAGCGAGACUACGUCAAACUCACAAUAUAGAUAGCAACAGCACUACCGGAGGCAAACGUAUUGUUUCUGUCUCUCCAACAAAAAAGAUUCACUUGCUAAAACGACACGAUGCUAGCGGCGGCGACAGUCCACUUUCGAAGACAGCCCGUCCUUUGGUAGGACAAGACGUAACACUUGUUGACGAUCCUUCAUCUACCGAAUUGGACAGUACUGUGGGAAGAGAUACUCUCCGUCGCCAGGAGGAGAACGCAGCAAGCUCAGAGCAACUCCAACUCUUACGGCAGCAAUCAUCGAAGAGAAUCACAAAGUAUAAGAGCGAAGGUGAUCAUGAACAACACCUUGAACAACAACAAAGAUCAUUCGCCACUGCCAAUGGUUCGUAUCUUCCAAAUCCACCUCUCAGGAAACUGCAUCCUUCUCGGGAUAUCGAGAAUGAACACUCACCAAAGAUAAAUGAACAGCUGAUAAGAGAAGGACAGCGGCAACCUGAAGGAGAAGACGCUAAUUCGCAACCAGACCCUCAUCGAAGGCCUAGAACCUAUAAUUCGCAUCAUCUUGAUCACCUUUCGCAAAACGAUAAAACCCAAAUCGAAGUUUCGAACAAGAGUGUGAACACGGAUAGUUUUGACUCGAAGGCCAACAAAAAUAAUACGAUGCGCAUCAAAGCAGCAGUUGCCAGAUCGCGAUUGAGCCGCAAUGGAAGCAAAAGUAAUUUAUGCGACGAUGCUUCUGGAUACAAUUUGAUAAGCGACGACCCUGUGUUGAAACAACAUUUUCAAAGUGCUAGUUUGUCGUGUUCGAGUGUGAUCACUACGGCCACCUCCACAGUGAGCAUCGCAAGUACCGGAGGCAGUUCCAAAAGCAACAACAGCCAAUAUACUUUCGAAAGUAACGACGGUGAAAGCAGCAUCGAUAGCUCCAUGACUGAAGACGAUACAACGGCAAUGACAUCCAUUACCGAACAAGACGAGGAAAAAAGACUGCAAGCGAUGAAAGCGGUGGCGAACGAGACUUCGAUAGCAGCACCGUCGCCUCGUGAUACGGAAACCAGUUUUGGUAGCCAAGCCGAGACGGAACCAAUAGGUAAUCUUUCGCACCGUCCCCCUCGGUUGGCAAAGCACCACCCCCAACACCAGUUUUCGGUACCAACACAUUCUGGUUCCACGAAUCACCUGAACACAGCACCAGUAACGAUGAGUGCAGAUAACUCGGGAUCGGUACUGACUCGAUCCGAGAAGAUCAUUCCUCCAAUAGACAAAAAUUCCAUGGUUGUGAGGCUUGAAGGGAAAAACCGAAACCAGGAAUCUUCGGUCGCUAGAUACGGAAGAAGUGGGGAAUCGGCAAUGGCUUUGAUUGUGCAAUCGACCACUGGAACCGCCACCGGGGGUUCUUCCGCUAUCACUCGAAGAACAUCCGAGCGAGAGCUUGCGAAAUCCAACUGGAUCAAGCUUCACGUUUAUGAUCUAGUUGCGGACGACACACAACUCGAUGUGUACGGAUGCCAUUUCCCUCUCGGGCAAGUUUUCAACGCUUUCAACUCGAGCUUGCAUUCCAUUGGAACAGGUGCCUACCACGUAGGUGUCGAGAUCGAUGGGGUUGAGUACGCGUUUGGUGCAAACAACACCAAGGAUUUGACAGGUGUCUUUACUUGCACGCCGAAAAACUCACCGGGCUAUCAAUACAGGACCACUAUCGACUUUGGACACCGGUUGGUGACGAAACGGUAUGGCAAACGAGAAGAAGCGGUAGACGGAAGGGACGUUAUUCGAGGAAUGGCCAGGGAGUACCUAGGGCUCGACUACGAUCUGCUCCGAAAAAACUGCUGUACGUUCGCCCGCGAUGCCUGCAUCCGGCUCUGCAUAAAGGAGGAAGAAAUCCCGUCGUGGUUCCACAACCUUGCGGAAGCGGGCGCGGCAACGCAAGACGCGGCGAACUUUACCCUGGCGCCCAUUGCGCAGCUAUUUUCUGGCGAUCAGGUGGAAAGAUUCACAGACUACCUGAACGAAACGCCUCUCGACAAGAAGGCUAUACGGGAUGCUCCCACGGAAGAGAGGAGAAUGGAAGAGCCCAUCGAGCACGGUGCAUACCAAUUCUGAGCUCUCCCAGGUGUUGUCAUCUCGGUUGUGAAUUGCAACAACACAUAGCUACGCAUCUUGUUUUCUUUUUUUCCAGUUUUAGCGUGUGGGUAGGUAGCUGCAUACUAAACGAAGAAAGGCGAAGCAAUAUGAAAAUUGCUCGCAGUGCCUAACAUUGAGGGGCAUUUUUGUUGUCAUAAAAUGGUUAUGAUACA
This is a messenger RNA of Pseudo-nitzschia multistriata, 3475 nucleotides long. The record is from the annotation of a GenBank genome assembly. NCBI's taxonomy places the organism in Eukaryota, Bacillariophyta, Bacillariophyceae, Bacillariales, Bacillariaceae.